AACUUAAGGAAUGGAAUGAUAUAUGCGUGUUCCAAUGCUAUUGCUAAUUGCCUAACCACGACCAGUAACCACUCCUUUCCAUACUUCGCUAGCAGCUAGAGUGGCUUCAAUUCAUGCCCUGCACGUCGGUCGGUCUACUCUACACUGAUGAUGAUAUGAUAGAUGCCUGCUACGUACAGUACCACUCGUCUACUGGUAGGGCGCGAACCACUACUUCCGAUCCACCCCGUCCGUUCCUGGAGCACGCAUCGCAGCUCGCCUUGCGCCUGUAUAAAUAUAGUAUGUAGCAGGGAGAGGGAGGGUACGGUGUAGGCUGUAGCUGUAGCCGUGUAAUAAGGUCCUUCCGGCCUCCUCCGCAUUCCUAAUUGCAGCGCGCGGCAUUGGCACAGUAGAUGAACUAGAGUUCGUUCGCGUCCCUGCUGGAGUGCUGGGCACCGGCGGGACAACGACGAUGGGCAGGAGGCUGCCAGCGGCGGCGGCGCUGUGCGGUAGCGCCCGGGCGGCGGCGACGCGGGUGAGGAAGAAGCGGGUGCAGCGGCGGGCGCCGCCGUCGUCGUCCUCCAAGCUCCCUGCGGCACCGCCCAGCGGCGGCGGCAAGGCCGGGAGCGCAGGAGGAGGCGCGUGCUACGUCAACGGCAACGGCAACGGCGAGCUGAUGGUGGAGGUCGUCGUCGGCAGCGGAAAGGGCGGCGGCGGUGGGCGGCGGGUCAUGGUGCUGGCCGACGGCCGCGCCGAGGCCGCCGGCGCGCUCCAGUGGGCGCUGUCGCAGGCCGUCCGGAGCGACGACACCGUCGUCCUCCUCGCCGUCGCCAAGCCGCCGGUCGCCCGAGACGCCGUCAGUGAUUCCUGUGUCAGGAUGCUGGGGACCAAGAGCCAGCAACACCUCGCCGCCCUCAGGACCGUCUGUGAAUCAACAAGGCCAGAGGUGAAGGUGGAGACGUGCGCCGUGGAGGCGGAGGAGCGGGCGGCGGCGGUGGUGGAGGCGGCGAGGCGGCACGGCGCGUCACUGCUCGUGCUGGGCCAGCGCCCGCGGCGGCACGCCGUGGCGCGCUGGCUGCAGGCGCUGUGGCGUUGCCGGCGCAGGGCUGGCGGCGGCGUGGUGGAGCACUGCAUCGAGCACGCGCCGUGCGUGGCGCUGGCCGUGCGCCGCAGGAGCUCCGGCGGCUACCUCGUCUCCAGCAAGCAUCGCAGGGACUUCUGGCUCCUCGCGUAGCAGUCCCACGCUGGUUAUCUUCGAUCAGUGUCCCCUCCUCUAUCUCUCUCCCUCAUUUUUGUCCACCAGUUCGAAACUAUUGUCUGCUGUAAGUUAAUCACAGCGAGUUUGCCUCUGCUGCUGCAAAGCUAGCUAUAUGAAUCCAAACGGUGAGCAAUCAAAACUUCAGCUUGUUUCAGAAAACUGUUCGGUGUGGAAGAAGAUGGCCAAAUAUACGAUUCUUUGCGCGAAGCUAGAAUGACAACUGAUACGAAACACCCUUGUCAAAUUAAUUAUGUAUUACUUUUAUGACAGACUGUUUUUCGAUAUUAUUAGGACUUCUUUUUGUGAAGUUUACUCAGUUUAUUUUGAAUUAUGUAAAGCGAUUUAA
Zea mays is the source of this 1583-nucleotide messenger RNA. RefSeq lists its product as uncharacterized. The transcript has 3 exons. The record is from RefSeq and is a predicted model, not a curated record. NCBI's taxonomy places the organism in Eukaryota, Viridiplantae, Streptophyta, Magnoliopsida, Poales, Poaceae. Bases 452 to 1213 code for a protein of 253 amino acids.